CCUUCCUUAGUUUGUAAGACCCUAUCCUAGCUUCAAUCAUGGCCUUGAAAUGCUUGCUCCUCUUGCUCGCCCUCGCCAACACAGCGGCCGACAGAGCCGCAGCUGGCGAAGUGAAAGCGCCCGUCGGCCGCUACGAGCCGGGCCUCGACUUGGCGGCGCGGCUUGAGGCCGUCGAAGCCAGUGGUGGGCUGGUCGAGUGCUGGAGCGCCCUGGUGGAGCUCAAGUCGUGCACCAACGAGAUCAUCCUCUUCUUCCUCAACGGGGAGACCAGCUUGGGGCCGGGGUGCUGUGGGGCCAUCGACGUCAUCACCCGCAACUGCUGGCCCGCGAUGCUCACUUCGCUCGGCUUUACGGCCGAGGAAGGGAAUAUACUGCGCGGGUAUUGCGACGCGGCGGCAGGGGGAGCUCCGGCUGCCUCGCCAACUCCAUCUUUUGUCAUGGGCGUGGCUUAGACUAGGACGAGGUUGAUAAUGUUAAGAGAGGGAGAAAGUAUGAUUCUGCCUGUUGAUAAAUAAAGUUGGACUUUGGAGUCUUGUUAUAAUCUGUAGGGAGCAAUUCAAAACAUGCCCAACAAAUGCAGUUGAAUUGUACGCAAGGAGACCGAAACAGUCAUACACAACAACGCAAAACCUCGAGUGGUCUCUGUAUAUACUUUAGUCCAAAAAUUACAAUUAUUGAUCUACUUUCUUCUUCUUUUCCAUCAAAAUCGUCCCUGUACUUUUUGAAAAGCGUCAUAGUUCAUCCCUAGUCGGUUCGGUGACAGUCGACAUGGCAAAUCCAAACAUCAAUGCAAAACCUCGA
Rhodamnia argentea is the source of this 801-nucleotide messenger RNA. RefSeq names its product egg cell-secreted protein 1.4-like. The transcript has a single exon. The record is from RefSeq and is a predicted model, not a curated record. Lineage: Eukaryota; Viridiplantae; Streptophyta; Magnoliopsida; Myrtales; Myrtaceae. Bases 39 to 452 code for a protein of 137 amino acids. Gene Ontology annotation, biological process: double fertilization forming a zygote and endosperm.